AUGUCAAGCAGAAAAGCUAUAAAAACAUUACCGGAUGAUGAACAAUUUAAUAUAGGCUUUGUUCAGAAUGUUGAGAAGUACCCGUGUCUUUAUGAUCAUACUUUAAAGGCGUACAGCAAUAGAAGUGAACAAGAUAAGGCUUGGAGCCAAGUUGCUGGGACAUAUUUUUUUUACAUGGUUGAUAAACAAAAUGAACAUAUGUUUCUUGUCAUCGGCGCCGUAACAAAACCUAGUUUGAAAAAUACUAAUACAUUUCUAGGACUUAUGCAUCCAAUAAAUACAUUAAGUUUUGAAAAAUUGCAAGCUAUGGAUCCAGACUCAGAUGCCGAGGAUGAUAUCAAAAUGAAUACUUCUUUACCAAGCAGUAGCCGAGGAAAAAGAUCGUAUGCCAGUGAAUUAGAUUACGAUAGCGAUGACUCAAUAGGGGACCCAGAUUUUCACUCUACACCAAAGAAAGUAACCAGAGCACUAUAUUCCUCAUCUGAUGAAGAAGAUGAUAAUGAGCCCCUCGCAAAUCUUCUUCGUCCAAAACCACGUUUAUCCAAUAAACAAACAAAAAACAACGAGUUUGAAUGGAGCCGAAAACCAUAUUUUCGAGGCAGUCAACUUUGA
Messenger RNA from Psylliodes chrysocephalus, 612 nucleotides. Lineage: Eukaryota; Metazoa; Arthropoda; Insecta; Coleoptera; Chrysomelidae. The record is from the annotation of a GenBank genome assembly.